GUUCAAUAAAAUUGUCUUAAAUUGUUUUUUAAAAAUUGACAGGUUUUCCUUUUGGAUGUUAUUUUCAAUGCUAUAGUUCCACAGAUUAAUAGCUCUGACUAAAAAGGAUCGCUGUCCUGUGCUUGUUCUGCAGAGUUGUUGUUUUUAUCUUGCCAGAUGAUUGAAAUCUGGUAUUGUAUCUGUGUGUUUGCUCACACAUGUUUAUAAUCUUGAAACACAGAUAGGACGGUGCUUGACCGUUCAUACAUUUAUAAGUCAUGAUCGCGUCAUUUAAUACCAACUUAUCAGAUACUGGAAGCCAUUUCAGAGCUUUCAACGUUGGAGUUAUGUGUUCAAAUUUCUUCUUAUUGUCCACAAUUCCAAAAAUUCCACACAUGUCCGAAAACGACAAUCCUUCAGCAGGAAUGCGUGGUAGGUACCCUAGGCAAAGCUACAAAACCGAGAUUACGGAUCCUUCAUCUGGAGAUCAAAUGAACACUCCUAGCCUAAAUUUGUGUAUUAUCCACCAGAAGCCUCAUCGCCUUAGCAAGUGCCGCGCUUUUCGUGCCAAACCAAUUGACGAGAGAAAAACCUUAUUCGACAACACCACUUGUGUUUUCGUUGUCUUGCCUCAACCAGCCACAUGGCAAAGAAAGAUUGUAAGCUUCCAGUUAAAUGCACUGAAUACGAAAGCGACAAACAGUUAGCUGCAUUACACGUAGAGCCAGCCUAGUCCCAGUCGUUCUGAAGCAAGCGCGAGAAAAAACGUGGAUGUAGUACGAACUGCUGGGACCUAGGUGUGACGUCAUCGCUAAAGGUGCUUCAGAACGCCUAGCAGAUUUCAGUAGUAGUAAUAUGGCGGAAAAUUUAUAAAUACAAAUAACCUUGUAAAUACGACAAUGUUCGUUGAUCA
Molecule: messenger RNA, 892 nt
Organism: Paramuricea clavata
Lineage: Eukaryota; Metazoa; Cnidaria; Anthozoa; Malacalcyonacea; Plexauridae
Source: the annotation of a GenBank genome assembly